This is a messenger RNA of Ruditapes philippinarum (Manila clam), 1217 nucleotides long. Its product is annotated as plasma kallikrein-like. Gene Ontology annotation, molecular function: serine-type endopeptidase activity. Gene Ontology annotation, biological process: proteolysis. Bases 91 to 1116 code for a protein of 341 amino acids. The transcript has 8 exons. The record is from RefSeq and is a predicted model, not a curated record. NCBI's taxonomy places the organism in Eukaryota, Metazoa, Mollusca, Bivalvia, Venerida, Veneridae.
AUAAUGACAUCUCUAUAUCAUGAUGUUUCCUAAACGAGUUCUAUAUGUCCUAUAAUCAUGACUGUACAUUGUCAACCUUAACUUCUUACAAUGGACGAAGUUACGUUAAUUUUGAAAUUUUGGACACUUUUGUCGGGAAUUUUGCAUGUUUUAGCAAAUGACUGUGUAACACAACAUAAAGGUUCGUGUGUAAAUUACCGUUACAGUACAUGUUUAGAUGGUGAAUAUUACACACUAAAUGGCUGUGGAUUUGAAGAAAUGUGCUGUUUCCCUCCAUCCCAGAUUCCCAUGGUUCCUGCCUUUCUACCAAAUCAAUGCGGCUUGAGCACACCACAAACUGCUCAUACAAACAAAAUUGUUGGAGGAUCUGUAGCUAAACCAGGAGAAUUUCCAUGGCAGGUAUCUUUACGACUUCACGAUACCCAUAUAUGUGGAGGAAUUCUUGUGGACAGACACUGGGUGCUAACUGCCGCACAUUGCUUCAGACAGAAUCAUUUCCCAAAGAUGUGGACAGUGGUUGUUGGAGAAAAUGACAGGGCAUUUAUUGAAGGCCAAGAGAAAAUAAUGAAGGUAGACACGUUGUUUGUACACUCUGGUUUUGAUGCUAACAAUUACGUAGAUGAUAUUGCUAUGAUGAAGUUGGAGGGAGAUGUAGAUAUUAACGGGUAUAUACGACCAGCUUGUUUACCUCAGAAAAAUGACAGCUUUCAGAUGCAGACGUGUGUUAUAACUGGCUGGGGAGCCGCUUUUACAGGAGGACAUGGCACGCAUGCGCUGUACAAAGCUAACAUCCCAGUAUUAGCACAGCCAGUAUGUACCUUCCUACUUGACCGAACCAUUCCGGAUACCAUGAUAUGUGCUGGACUUAAACAGGGCGGUAUCGACUCGUGCCAGGGGGAUAGUGGCGGACCGUUGGUAUGUGAACAUGGUGGUAUUUAUAAAGUUGCGGGGAUAGUAUCGUGGGGGUAUAGUUGUGCGGCCAAGUACACGCCAGGAGUUUACACAAAUGUUCCAAAAUACAUAGGCUGGAUAGAAUCUGUCCUUAAUGCAUACGAUCCAGCAUCGACCAUCAUAGGAAAACGUGACACAAAUCCUGAUUAUUUCGUGUAUAACUAAAUGAUAUUUGGAAUUAUCAGGCAUUGUUUAUUGUCUAUUCUGAAAUGGAAAAUUUGCUUUUCUUCAUUUAUUUGAGGAAGAAUAAAUUGUUUGCAAUAGAA